Molecule: messenger RNA, 1341 nt
Organism: Oryza sativa Japonica Group (Japanese rice)
Lineage: Eukaryota; Viridiplantae; Streptophyta; Magnoliopsida; Poales; Poaceae
Biological process (GO): snRNA export from nucleus
Source: RefSeq, a predicted model, not a curated record
GUAGCAGGCCCACAAGGCCUAACCAAAGGUGGAGCAAAGCCUCCAUACUCUGCGCUGCGCCUCCUCCCCCCUCCAUCCAUCGCCGCCGCUUCCGCUGCGCUCUCCUUCAUCGCCAUCGUUGUUCGCCCUACGCCCGGCGGCGAGGAGAGGACGGGAGGAGACGGUCACCGAGAGCGUGUGUGGGUCACCUCGUGCCCUAGCGGGGCGCCCCAUCGUGGUGGUGGUGGUGGUGGAGGAUCCCGCGCCGGCAUGGAGGGAGGGGACAGCGUCCUGGACGCGGUGCUCGACGAGGAAGCCCUAGACUACGACGGCGAUGACGUCGAGAUGGCGGACGCGGACGACGCCGUAGAGGAGGCGCAGGCGCAGGAGGAUCCUGUAGCCAUCACCGCCCCCACUGCCGCCGCCACCGGAGGAGGAGGAGGAGGAGGAGAAGGCGAUGGCGGCGUGGGGCAGGCGGGGAAGAACAAGAACAAGAAGAAGAAGAAGAGGAAGAAAUCCGCGAGGACGAAGAACAAGGGGAAGCCCGACGGGCCGCCCAAGAUCGCCGACAUUAACAGAUUUGUUAAUGAAACUUGCAAGCGCUUGAAGGAGAAGAAGUCCUAUCUUGUUUGGAAUGCUGUUGGCUGCCUUGGUGUUUCUGCUAUCAGUGAUCUUGUUAGAGAGGUUGAGGCCAUCCAGAAGUGUGGAGGCCAGAUUGUUGCUGAUGGAAGUCGCUUCCGCACCGGUGGUGGAAUCCUGUGGAACAUCUUGAAGUCACGGGAGCCAAAGGCAUAUAAGGAAAUUAUGGCGAAGGGAAGGGAGCUUGAGAAGCAAUUCAGGUACAAACAAGGCAGGCCGCAAACAAGCAGAAAUGAAGAUGCAAGCUCACAGGGAAGUGCGCUAAUUGACGAGGAUAUUGAACCACAUGGUGAAAAGGAAGUAUCGGAUGAUCCUGAGCGGUUAAUUGACGCGGAGAAGUCACCACAUGUACCUGAUAAUAACAAAGCUGAACGCAAACCAUUAGCAGACAGGAUUCGUGUUCUUGUUGCUUAUGAUGAUCUAUUUGAAGAGGGAGAGAUACACGAAGGGGAUGCGCCAUGAAGUAUUUCGAAAGUCUUGCCCUUUCAACCCCUCUUGAGCGUUAAUUCUUGAAGCAAACAUCACCGAAUGGGAAAAAGGGCAUGUGUAUUAAUCGACAUUACAGUGAGGCAAUUCUUUUUCCAAUUUUGCCUUUAUAUGUGCCUGAUUGGGCAGUAAGGCAGCGGAUGAGUUUUUUGUUGAGAGCAGUGAGCUGAAACAAACUCAAUAUUAAUGGAAAGUUACGGCGGUAUGUUGGGUUGUCUAUGCGUUUGCAUAUCUCAA